AUGGAGCUCACUGAGCAUUCAAGCCAGUCUCAGAUAGACGAGAAGGCUGUUGCACACAUUGCUCACAAGAACAAUUCCGAUCCCAAUUGCAGCCAUCUCGAGAAUGUUACCCCGAAUAACGAAGCAGAUGAAGCUCUGGAAUCGGAGGUCAAGUAUCCGAUGACGUUCCGCCGGUUCAUGGGAUUCACAGCCAUGGCUUUUCUGUGGACUGGAAGCCAGAUUCCCGUCUAUUUACUCGGUGGUAUCCCGCCUUAUAUCUACGGCGACAUUGGGGGUGUUGAUCGAUGGGUGUGGUUUGUAGGUGUCCCGAUCUCCUAUGAUACCAGUGGGACAAAACUGAACAUCACGCAGGUUCUGGCAAAUUUGUUGGCCCUUGCCGGUGUCUGCCCUUUUGUCGGGUCACUUUCAGACUUAAUCGGCCGUCGAUAUGUCGCCAUCAUUGGUGCUUCGCUUGUCGUCAUCGGGAUGAUCGUAUGCACCACGGCGAAAACCAUGAACAUUUUCAUCGGCGGCAUGGCAAUUGCCGGUGCCGGCGCCGGCGUCAACGAACUGACAGCAUUGGCGGCGACCUCUGAAAUGGCCCCGACCAGAAAACGUGGUAAAUAUGUUGCCAUAUUGAUCUUCACUAUCGCGCCGUUUGCGCCCUCGGUCAUGUGGGCUCAACUUAUCGCAUCCAGCAGCCACUGGCGGAAUGUCGGUGCAUUUUGUGCUGCCUGGAGUGGCUUCGGACUGCUCAUCACGAUUUUGUUUUACUUUCCACCCCCCAGAGUCAACUCACAAGGCUUGACUAGGUGGGAGAUUGUCAGCCGAGUCGACUAUGUUGGUGGCUUCCUGAGCAUUGUCGGCUUGAUUCUUCUCAUGGCUGGGAUGCAAUGGGGCGGCUAUCAGUAUCCCUGGAGCUCAGCCCAUGUACUUGCUCCUCUUAUCCUCGGAGUCGUCUUCCUAAUCGCCUUCGCUUUCUGGGAGAUCUACGGCACAAAAUACCCCAUCUUCCCCAGCCGGCUCAAGCAGGAACCACGCACACUGGGCAUGACACUCGUGAUCACAUUCAUCUCAGGCGCCAACUUCUUCUCUGUGAUUAUGUUCUGGCCCACCCAGUCCGAAAAUGUCUACGGACAUGACCCCGUUGCAGUCGGCAUCAGAAGUAUCCCUAUCGGAUUCGGAAUCAUGUGUGGCGCCUGUAUUGUUCUGUGGCUGCUCAGUGUUUUCCGGGGUCACAACAAGGAGCUAUUGAUUGUUAGCAGUAUCCUUAUGACAGCUGGUUGCGGCGCGAUGUCUGUCGCCAAGAUUGAUAACCUCUACCAACUUUGGGGCAUCCUCACGGUGGCUGGCCUGGGUAUAGGAGGAAUUGUCGUUCCAGCGUCUAUCAUAACUACCAUUAUUUGCCCCGAUGUGAGCAACUACGUCCCCAUCGCCAUCCCCAAGAAACACACCGUACUUACCAUGACCCUAGGACUUGAUCGCAACCAUCUCGGCCCUCACCCUAUCCAUCCGUGUCGUGGGAGGCAGCAUCGGCUACUGCAUCUACUACAACAUCUUCCUUUCCAAAUUCGUCCCGAACGCCGAGCAUUACAUCGGCGGCGUCAUGAUGACACAGCUCAACAUCACAGACCCCAAGUACAUCGCGACAGCCAUCCAGAUCACCGCCAGCUCGUUGCUGGAAAGUCUGCGCGAGAUCCCCGGCAUCGGCACCAACGAUACCGCCUACGAAGCUCUUGUGACGGCCGGGCAGAUCGCCUACGCGGAGAGCUAUAA
This is a messenger RNA of Aspergillus terreus NIH2624, 1755 nucleotides long. RefSeq names its product putative MFS drug efflux pump. Gene Ontology annotation, molecular function: transmembrane transporter activity. Gene Ontology annotation, biological process: transmembrane transport. The transcript has 6 exons. Lineage: Eukaryota; Fungi; Ascomycota; Eurotiomycetes; Eurotiales; Aspergillaceae. The record is from RefSeq and is a predicted model, not a curated record. The coding region runs from base 1 to 1755 and encodes 584 amino acids.